This is a messenger RNA of Eublepharis macularius, 2433 nucleotides long. It is a transcript of the gene SCFD2, whose product is annotated as sec1 family domain containing 2. Bases 122 to 2188 code for a protein of 688 amino acids. Gene Ontology annotation, biological process: intracellular protein transport; vesicle-mediated transport. The record is from RefSeq and is a predicted model, not a curated record. The transcript has 9 exons. Lineage: Eukaryota; Metazoa; Chordata; Lepidosauria; Squamata; Eublepharidae.
ACCGACUCACCGGGGCAUUUGUUGGCUUGGGGACCUGAGAGCGGUGGCUCCUAAACUGCAUUUCUUUGGAUUUUCUUUGGCUUCCUCCAGAGACUCUUCAGUUGCCCUCCUGCCUUGCGGUAUGUCAGCCCUCUCUUCCUUCCCCACAGCCUCAGCUGGGGUGUCCUCCUUUUGCCAGCAGGCUUGGGACCAGGUGUUUUCCAAGGUGAAGCGGGCCGUCGUCUUCAUGGACUCUGCUUGCGCCGAAAGCCUUCACUGGACGUGCGGAGGAGCUGGGAGGCUGCUGCAAGCCGGGGCUCUCAACGUCAAAGAGUUCUCCAGCUUUGAAUCUGGUGGCACAGAGCAGCCCAAGGCGGUGUUUGUGGUCAGCACCCUGCUGAAAGGCAGGACCGUGGACAUCAUCCGUGACAUUGUGAGUCUCAGCAACUUCCAAUACAGUGUGGUUUUCACAGCUGUCAGCCACGCAGUGCACCUGCAGGCUCACAAUGCCUCUGGCGGGGCUGAGUCUGACAGUGGCAACCGGGUGGUUUUUGAGCAGUUUGAAGAAAAGCUUUGCCAGUGGAUGGGUAACAUGAACUACACUGCAGAAGUGCAGCACGUGGCUUUGUUUCUGGUCCCCAUCUCACCCCGCCUCUUCAUAGUGCCUGCCUUCUCUUCUCUUUUUUCCCUGAUGGCUCAGGAUUUGUCUCAGAUCAACGACAGCAGACCAGAGAAGAAAAAAAUUGCUGACUUGAGCCAUGUUGACUUUUCCUCUCUGUCUGUAGAGCUGCAGCUUGAGAUCAGGACAUUGGUGUCUGGUUUGAACACCUUAUUUGAGUACCUGGGGAUGCGGGAGGAAUGCUUUGCUGUGGGGCCGCUGAGCAGGAUCAUUGCAGGUGAUCUAGCAAAUUACUCCCAAGCCAAGACCAGAAGGAAAACUGCACAAAGCAGAGCCUCUGUUAUUUUUGUGGACAGGACAUUAGACUUGACAGGAGCUGUUGGUCAUCAUGGGGACAACUUAGCAGAGAAGAUUCUCUCUGUGCUUCCCAAACUUCCAGGUCAUGCAAACGAUGUGAUGGUCAACAUGGUGGAACUCACAGCCCUGCAGACUGACGAUGCGAGUUGCAGCGUUGUAGCUCCAGGCUGCUUGGCACAACCGGCCGAUCCCACUGCUAAAGCCCUGUGGGAGUCCUUAAUGAAUCUCAAGCACAAGGAAGCUGUGAUGGAGGUUAGGAGACACCUAGUGGAAGCUGCGAGCAGAGAAGAUUUGCCAAUCAAGAUGAGCAUGGGAAGAGUCACUCCUGAACAGCUCGCCUCAUUCAUCCAGCUGUUCAAAUCGAAAUCUGAAGCUGUGGAAAACCAUUCUGGACUUUUGCAGAUUGCACAAGCUACAGUGCAGACACUAAAGCACCCCCAAAAUGCUAAAUGGGACAACUUCUUAGCCUUUGAAAGGCUACUUAUGCAGAAUCUUUCAGAGUCAGCGCUGCCCGGUGUCCUGAAGCAAUUACUGCCGAUAAUCAAGUCUCAUAACAGCAGGUCAGAUGAUGACUACACCCCCGAAGACCUCCUUGUGUUGCUGGUGUAUAUUUAUUCCAUAGCUGGAGAAGUUAAUACUGGGAAAGAGUUAGAUGAGGCUGAAGGAAAAGUGAAGGAGUCCCUUGUCCGUUCGAUGUGUGAUGAACCUGAGCUAUCUACCUUGCUGCAGAAAAUAACAGGUUGUGAGUCUUCGCUGGAUUUAACAUGUCAGAAGGCCACAGUUGCAGUGAACAAGAUCUUUAAAGUCCUCAGGGACAUCACAAGAGCUCGAGCAAAUAUGAAGCAGUUUAAUUCUGUACAUAUCCCAGGAAGUGAUACCCAGCAGGCUUCCUACAAACCGUUGCUGAAGCAAUUGAUGGAGGAGAUAUAUAAAACUGAUCGACCUGACCCUGUUGAUAUCGAACAUAUGUCUUCUGGGCUCACGGACCUUCUGAAAACUGGAUUCAGCAUGUUUAUGAAGGUGAGUCGCCCUCACCCUCGUGAUCAUCCCCUGCUGAUCCUCUUCAUGGUCGGGGGAGUGACGGUGUCUGAAGUGAAAGUGGUAAAGGAAGUUCUGUCGGCACACAGGCCUGGAACACAGGUAAUUGUUCUCUCCUCAACCCUCCUGACUCCAGUUAGCAUUCUCGAGUUGAUCUUUACAACAGACCAUCUACAGCCGGACAUUGGCAUCUAAAGAGCAGAGAAUCUGUCAAAGAGGAUCUUCUCGUCUGGUUUGCUGAAAAGAUUAGAAAUCCUCAUCAAGGCAUUCUUCUAAAAAUAAAAUCACCUCCGAUCUCAAUUCACUAGGGAAAUAUGGAUUGGAUAGCCAUAAAGAAAUGUAACUGGAAUGUGAUAGCACCUGAAAGUCUUGUUAUUUCAAUCUGGCAUUUACUUCUCUCUGCGGUAAUGCUGUAUUUAACUAAAGUCCUUUUAUCCUCG